CUGAACAGCCAAGGGCUGUCGGGGACGAUCCCUCCGCAGCUGGGCGACAUCUCGCAGCUGGAGUACCUUAGUCUGAGCCGCAACUCCAUCUCGGGCACCAUCCCUCCGGAGACGAGCAAGCUCACGAAGCUGAAGAAUCUUUACCUGUACAGCAACUCCAUCUCGGGCACCAUCGCAGGCACGAUCUGCGACAACAGCGUGAGUCUGACCAACGAAGGGCUGUCGGGGACGAUCCCUCCGCAGCUGGGCGGCAUCUCUCAGCUGACGAGGCUUAGUCUGGGCAGCAACUCCAUCUCGGGCACUAUCCCUGCGGCUACGGGCGAGCUCUCGCAGCUGAAGUAUCUUCACCUGUACAGCAACUCCAUCUCGGGCACUAUCCCUUCGGAUACGGGCAAGCUCUCGCAGCUGGAUCACCUUUGGCUGAACGGCAACUCCAUCUCGGGCACCAUCCCUCCGGAGACGAGCAAGCUCUCGCAGCUGGAGUGGCUUGACCUGGCCAACAAUGUCAUCUCCGGAACCGUGCCGCCGCAGCUCAACAACCUGCCG
Messenger RNA from Emiliania huxleyi CCMP1516, 546 nucleotides. RefSeq lists its product as hypothetical. The annotation marks the transcript as partial. NCBI's taxonomy places the organism in Eukaryota, Haptophyta, Isochrysidales, Noelaerhabdaceae. Gene Ontology annotation, molecular function: protein binding. The transcript has 2 exons. The record is from RefSeq and is a predicted model, not a curated record.